This is a messenger RNA of Entamoeba histolytica HM-1:IMSS, 2877 nucleotides long. RefSeq lists its product as uncharacterized. Bases 1 to 2877 code for a protein of 958 amino acids. Lineage: Eukaryota; Evosea; Mastigamoebida; Endamoebidae. The record is from RefSeq and is a predicted model, not a curated record. The transcript has a single exon.
AUGCUGGGAACAGUUCAUACAACUUCUGUCCUAUCAAUUAGAGAAACAUUAAAUGAAAUUGGUAAACAAAUAAGUGAUAAGAUGUUAUAUUAUUCAAAUCAAUUAAUAUCUGAGACUAAGAUGUCUGAGCAAGAACUAAUUGAUGCCUUUCCUAUUCUAAUUAAGGAAGAACCAAGUUAUGAAGAAUUUACUAUCUCUGAGGAAGGUUCAAAGAAAUUACCUACUAAAGUUCUAGACUCUUUUCAAUUUGUCUUUCUCUUCUUACAUCUUUCAUUCACUUUUCAUCAUCAUAUUUCACAUCCUUCUUAUCUUCCUUUGUGUAUUAACUCAUUUCAAUACCUAACCUCACUUAGAUUUUUACUCCAUUAUUUUAAAUUUUCUAACACUAUUGUUAAUUCUUCACAAUCUUCUGAUAUUUCUAAGACAACUAACCAAAACACUUUAAUGAAAAUUAAUGAUAAAACAUUAUUAUCCUUAUUCCAUUUACAUACGUUAUAUCUUCGUUUAUUAAGUCAAGAAUAUUCGUCAUUUACAGGAGAGAUUUCUUCAUAUUAUUUUAUUGAAAAAUCACUUAACCCUUCUACUCAUUGUGUUUGGAAGUCAUGUGAUAAUCUUAAUUCUUAUUUGAGUGCUGGAUCGAUCACAUCAAACAAAUGUUGGAAAUUAGCAAAUGAUAUUAGUUCUUUAUGUGAUACUAUUGAGACAAUUAAAAUUAUCAAUAAAUGGAUGGAAAAUACGUCAGAAAAUUCUUUAAAUAUUUCAAAAAAAGUUAUGGAAAUUAUUUGCAAUAAUCAUUGGGAAUUAAAGAAGAGAGGCCAAGUUAUGAUUGAAUCUUCUCACUUAUGUGGAAAAAGUCUCUUAGGGUCUCAGUUAUAUCUUUUUGAAGGAUGUCUGCUUGUCUUUUCAAAUCAAAAAAAUGGAGAUAUAAUUUUUAAGGAAUGGUUUCCUUCAAAUAAAAUAGUUUUAUCUGAUAUAAAGAAGUACAUUUUUAUUGGAAAAGAAACAGAGUUAUGUGAAAUGAAAAUUAGUAGUAUAGAAAAUACUUCUUGUUACAUCAAAAUAGUCUCAAAUGAAAAUGAAAUAAAAGAAUGGAAAAAUCAAAUCAACUGUGUAAGAAAAGGAGAUAUUAAUUUUACUUCAAAUACCCAUGGAAGUCUAUUACAAGGAAAGCGUUUAAGAAAGUCUUCAAUUCAAACAAAAAGAGAAACAAUCAAUUUAAGUCCUAUAAAUAGUUAUACUAAUGGAAAAGUAGAAAAUAUCUCUAUAAAUGUAGGACUUAUUUCGCAUUUGCUUGAAAUGAUUCGAAUUGGAUUUACUUGUAAUCCAUUUAAGGGUGAAAAUAAAGAAAAUGAUUGUGUUAAUUGCAUGAAUAGUAUUAUAAAAUUAUUAGACAAAAAGAAAAAAUUAUUUGGAAAAGAAGUAAUCAAUCAUUUUAAAGACCUAAGAGCAAAAAGCCCUGAUAAAGUAAAAGAGGUAAUCAGUCUAGUACUUAGAGAUAAAAGUAUAGCCACUGAUUCAAUAAUUAUUUCCGAGCUUAUUAUUCUUGUUAUUAACGAUUUAAAAUUAUAUCUUAAUGAACAUACAACAAAAAAAGAUUCAAAUGAAAUAAAAGAAGUUUAUGAAUUAUUUAGUUGCUAUUUUGGAGAUAAAUCUAUGGAUCCAGUACUUGAGACACUUGUUGAAAAUUAUGAAACGAUAACCACUGAGUCAUUUAGCCUCAUUGAUAGUUUUAUACUACAUCCACUUCUUUUUCAUAAAAUUGAAAAUGCACAUAUUAUAAGUUCUUUAGGGUCUAUGGCUGUUGUAUUUGAUAGAUUAGGGAAUGUACAGUUUAGAAAACCCGAAGGUGAUAUUAGAACAUCAUUUAAAUUAUCACAACCAGUAUUUCAAGUAUGUUCUAGUAAAGAUAGCUUGAUUGGUGUUUCAACAAAUAAAAUCUUUUUUAUGAAUGUGUCAGGCAUAUUACGAGAAGUCCCAAUGACAUGUCAAAAAGUAUAUUGUGGAUAUAAUAAAAUUUAUAUACUAGCUGAUAAAGAACUUAAAGUUUUUGACUCUAGUUUCUUAUUAUUAAAUUCUGUUCCUCUUGAAAUUGAUGCUGCUAUCAUGGAAAUAAAUUCCUUAGAUACUCUUUGUAUUUAUGGUAAACAAAAUGACAUCAAUAGAAUGAUAUUAAUUAAUUCAUUACUUGAAAUUGUUUCUAAUGAAGAAAUUCCAAGAAAUGACUCAGUAACUGCUGUUUGUUGUGCUGGAGAAUAUUUAUACGUUGGAACGAUUAAUGGUGUGUUAUUAAAAUAUCGUGGUAAUUUAUUAGUUGAUGAAAAAGAAUUAAAAUGUGGUAAAAUUUCAUCAAUUGAGUUUUUCACAAGAACCAUAUUUGUUUUUGCAAAAGACCUACCAUUGAUUGUACUUUAUGAUAAAGGACUAACUAUUUUGAGUAUUGGAGAAAUGUGGGGAUUUAGUGACUGUUAUACAACCAAAACUCAAAACGACAAACGAUUAGCUUAUACACAAUCAUCACCUGAUACCAUUAUUGAGUCAACACGAAAAAGAGUUAGUUCGUCAAAAUCUAUCACAAAUUCUUUAACUAAAAAAGAGCGAAAAUGUGAUUUUUGGAUUAUUUCAAACGAUGGUAAUAUUGGAAAAUUUAGUACAGGUAAUAUCCAUCAUAGAAAAGAUGAUAUGUUAACUGAAACAUAUAAGUUUUAUAAGACUGAACACUUCCACCAUUGGACAAUAAGUAAUACUAAUCAUUAUACAUUAUGCGAUAUUUGUCAUCAAAAAAUUAAAUCAAAUUGUUUCUCUUGUAUUCAUUGUAACUUAAUGAUUCAUACUCACUGUGUAUAUCCUUUACAACUUCAACAAUAUUGUACCAAGUAA